Molecule: messenger RNA, 2472 nt
Organism: Lycium barbarum (goji berry)
Lineage: Eukaryota; Viridiplantae; Streptophyta; Magnoliopsida; Solanales; Solanaceae
Exons: 6
Coding region: 2080-2472 (130 amino acids)
Source: RefSeq, a predicted model, not a curated record
CCUUAGUUUAGGAUUGAAAAUCCUUAGUAUAAUUUUUCGAUAAAAGAUUACAUAAUUAAUAUUACGUGUUAAUGAUUAAUUAAAAAUGCGUAAAACAGAUACGACACCUCCACGGAUCCCGAUCCCUUUCAUCCGGGGCCCUUCGAGCCAGAGGUAUUUCAUCUACAGCAGCAUCAUAAGUCCCAGCUAGUAUGGGAUGAGGAUGCAGCUGCCAGCCGCUUGUUUCGUCCCCGGUUGAUGGAACAAGCAUGGGAUAUUUUAGGCGAUCGACCCCCAUCGCCGCGUAUUAGAUAUACUAUAUCAGGGCGGUAUCUACCAUUGCGUCACUGCUGGUCGGGUACAGAAUGAUAGGGCUCUUGUGAUGGCCAUGAUUGAGCGAUGGCGAUCGGAGACCCAUACAUUUCAUUUCCGCACUAGUGAGGCCACCAUCUCCCUUCAGGAUGUGAAGGUCAUUUACGGUCUACAGGUAGAUGGACGUGCGUUGUAUAUUGAGGAGCCUCAAUAGAUGCCUUUGUAAAGAGAGAAGUUGACUAAGCUUACUGGUUUUGCGCCUCAUGAGGGUGAUAAAUUGGGACAGAGUCGGGUGUCGAUACAUUUCCUCUCUACUCAGUUGCUCCUCGUAGACAUGGAGCAUCUGAUUAUAGAGGACACACCUCAGGUGGAUGUUUAACAACAUGCUCGUCUGUACCUUCUCUUCAUAUUCGGGGGCAUCCUGUUCCCGAACACAUCGGGUUCCCAUGUGAGAUUGAGGUAUCUGUCAUUUCUAGAGCAUCUGCGCGAGUUGGGAUGUUACAGUUGGGGUGCUGCUGUUCUGGAUUACAUGUAUCGAGGAUUCUGUCGAGCGUUUAUGGGCCCGAGGACCGAUGUUGCUGCAUUUUGCCUACUCCUCCAAGUAAUAUAUUUAAGUGCGUGUAAUUUUAUUCUAAAUAUAGCUUUUUGAAACGACGUCUAAUAAAACAUUUUUUUAAUGACCCUUUCAUAUAUGAGUGUGGACUAGGAUGAGACCUUUUCAGCCCAUAGCUGCUCACCCUCCGCUUGGCUACUUUGUUGAUAUGGUGCCAUACUCGUGGAGAUGGAUGGGAGGUGUAAUCCGAGAUAUGGAUACGCACCACAAAGUUCUCCCGUUCAGGGAUCAGCUAGAUCAUAUGAAGGCGGACACGAUUUUGGAUCAUGUGCUGGCGUUUUGUAAGGCUGGUUAGUGGUGGGCAUGAUACGAAUAUACCUGAGCCGGUUACUUGGGAGCACGACCAUUACUCGCGAGACGAGUGUGCGACCGUCACUGAUGCAUGGCGGGCCUUUAUGAAACUCCAGGUCCAGCAUUGGGAUCAGAGGAUGGGGACCUAGCGGUGGUCGGACAUGCGACUCCGGUUCAGAGGUACAUGGAGUGGUACACGCGGAUCACUCGCAGCUUGAUUGAUUACCCUGCGAGGCCUCAUACAGAUAGCUGAGGAUAUGUAGCACCCGCAGGAUAGUAUGAGGCGUUGCUACGGACCAUACAGAGGAUGCGCUGGGAGAGCUUGGACUAUAUGGAGGCCCCUGAGAUAGCGGGAUAUGCAGCAAGGAUGGUUCAGCUAGCCGAGGUGGUAUGCUAUAGGCACAAGAGCUCGGACGUCUCGAGGAGCGUGUUCCAGAGGUCUGCAUCAAGCAGCAUAUGAUCGUGGUCGUGGUCAUGCCGGAAGUGGUGGUGGCAGAAGAGGGGAUGACAGAAGGGGUGGGGCUAAAGGGGCUGGUGGCCGAGAAGAUAGGAGCAAACGAGUUAGUGGCCGAGGUGGUAGGGACAGAGGGGCUGGUUGUCUAGUAGAUGAGCCUAACGAGCAUGCUCCAGUUCUAGCUCCAGCCCAGCAGCCUCCGUCGACUUUAGAGAUCCCAUCUAUUUCUUACCGACCAUCGACUUCAAAGCAUCUGUAGACUUCAAGGCGACCGUCGACACCUCUAUAUACGCUGGAUUUAUUUUUAGAUCACAUGUUCUGGUCAUUGUCUGCACAGCCACCAGUUCGUCAUCCACAGGGUGAGCAGCCAGUUCGUAAUCUAUAGGGUGGCACGGAGCUGGACUUCGAGUCCUUAUUCGAGGACUUCAACAUGUUUUCGAGUCAAGAUGUUCCAACUCCAGCUCCAGCACCAUCUACAUCUCCGGCUCCGGGGCCUACUCAUGAGACCACUGAGGAGCCAGCUCAAGAGCCUUCUCACCAGCCAUUUCAGGAGCCCGUCCACACACAGGUUCAUUCUUCUGUGCCUGUGGACCCGUCUCCUACUGAGAUUGAGUCAUCUCCUGAAGCUGAUGACAUUUCAGCCACCGUCGUCUCCCAUAGGAAGCAUAUUUUGAACAAGGCCCUAAGGAAGAGAAGGCAGGAUGAUCAUGCCAUAGAGCAUGUACAUAUUAAGAGGAAGAAGGGAGGUGGAGAUGAUGGUGAGGGUGGUGGGGUUCGCCUUAGGCCUAAGGUUAUUCUAAAGGCUCCCACAUGUGGGACCUAG